AGUGCGCACCAGUCUCGCGGGGGCGUGGAUGGCCAAGAGAUCUUCGUGAUAACAGUACUCUGCUAGUUUAGCUUUUGUAGCUCAUGGGUUACUACGAACUCAUUCGAUAAAUAUUGAACUUCAUUUAUUAACCGAUUAAACAGACAAUAUAUUAUAACUUUAGUAGCUCUCUGUUAACCUUUAUUCCCUUUAACUGUUGCUUGUUUUGCUGAGUAGCAGUAGCUCAUAGCUAUCUAGCUAAACCUAGCUAGCUGUGAGCAUAGCAGCUAACUGUCAGUAGCCAGAGCACCGCAGUUUCAUAAACAAACCUGACGUUAUUGUUAUUUACACUAAUGCAACACCCAAAUUAGCAGUGGCAGAAAUAGUAGCUCUCACGCCAUCGACGAUGUCGCUAUCAGAGGAUGUCCCUGUAGAUGAAUGGCCCUGAGAAGUGAUCCAGUUGGAUGAGUUUGCGAAAAUGUCUUGUAAAUCAACUAAGGUGGCCCCGAGUGUUGAUUUCGACCACAGCUGUUCCGACAGUGUGGAAUAUUUGACUCUAAACUUUGGCCCAUUUGAGACUGUUCAUCGCUGGAGAAGACUUCCUCCGUGUGAUGAGUUUGUUGGUGCAAGGCGCAGCAAACACACUGUUGUGGCAUACAGGGAUGCUAUAUACGUAUUUGGAGGAGACAAUGGGAAAAACAUGCUGAAUGAUUUGCUCCGCUUUGACGUGAAGGACUGCUCCUGGUGUCGGGCUUUCACCACUGGAACACCUCCAGCUCCUAGAUAUCACCAUUCAGCAGUGGUCUAUGGCAGCAGCAUGUUUGUCUUUGGAGGAUACACUGGAGAUAUCUACUCCAAUUCAAACCUGAAAAAUAAAAAUGACCUUUUCGAGUACAAGUUUGCCACAGGCCAGUGGACUGAAUGGAAAGUAGAGGGGAGUUUACCGGUAGCCAGAUCUGCACAUGGUGCUACAGUCUACAAUGAUAAGCUGUGGAUAUUUGCUGGCUACGAUGGAAAUGCCAGGCUCAAUGACAUGUGGACCAUCAGUCUGCAGGAUCGAGAACAUGCAUGCUGGGAAGAGAUUGAUCAGAGUGGUGAGAUUCCCCCCUCUUGCUGUAACUUCCCUGUGGCCGUAUGCAGGGAUAAGAUGUUUGUAUUUUCUGGUCAGAGUGGAGCCAAAAUUACUAACAACCUCUUUCAGUUUGAGUUCAAGGGUCACAUGUGGACACGUAUCCCAACCGAGCAUUUACUCCGGGGCUCCCCGCCACCUCCCCAGAGGCGUUAUGGGCACACUAUGGUUGCCUUCGACCGCCACCUGUAUGUAUUUGGAGGUGCUGCUGACAACACUCUGCCUAAUGAGUUACACUGCUAUGACGUGGACUCUCAGACCUGGGAGGUGAUCCAGCCCAGUCUUGACAGUGAGAUGCCCAGUGGGAGACUCUUUCAUGCUGCUGCUGUUAUUCAAGAUGCUAUGUACAUCUUUGGAGGAACUGUGGACAACAAUGUGCGAAGUGGGGAGAUGUACAGAUUCCAGUUUUCAAGCUACCCAAAGUGUACCCUCCAUGAGGAUUAUGGUAAACUGUGGGAGAACCGCCAGUUUUGUGAUGUGGAGUUUAUUCUGGGUGAGAGGGAGGAGAGAGUCUUGGGGCAUAUUGCCAUAGUGACUGCAAGAUGUCAGUGGCUGCGUAAGAAAAUCCUACAGGCUCGGGAUAGGCAGCGGCAGAGGACCAAACAGGAGAGCAGUGAAGAAAGUGAUGAGGGAGCAGCUGGAGGCCCGAGGGAUAUCCCAACAGGCAAUAGGCCAUCGGGCACACAGCUCCUGCUGGAGGUAUCCAUUAGAGAAGCAGAGGCCCAGCCUUUUGAAGUCUUAAUGCAGUUUCUCUACACUGACAAAAUCCAGUACCCCCGCAGAGGUCAUGUCCAGGAUGUGCUUCUGAUCAUGGACGUAUACAAAUUGGCCCUCAGUUUUAAGCUUUCCCGGCUGGAGCAGCUUUGUGUACAGUACAUUGAGGCAUCUGUGGACCUGCAGAAUGUGCUCAGUGUUUGUGAAAAUGCCAACAAGUUGCAACUGGACCAGCUCAAGGAACACUGUCUUAAUUUUGUGGUGAAGGAAUCACACUUUAACCAAGUGAUCAUGACAAAAGAGUUUGAGCAUCUUUCCACUCCACUGAUAGUGGAAAUAGUUCGGCGAAAGCAGCAGCCUCCACCCAGAGUGUACUCAGACCAGCCCGUGGAUAUUGGUACGUCCCUUGUUCAGGACAUGAAGGCUUACCUGGAGGGAGGUGGCCUGGAGUUCUGUGACAUUAUUCUGCUGUUAGAUGGUCACCCACGGCCUGCACAUAAAGCCAUCCUGGCAGCCCGCUCCAGUUACUUUGAGGCAAUGUUCCGCUCCUUCAUGCCAGAGGACGGUCAGGUAAAUAUAUCCAUCGGUGAAAUGGUUCCAAGCAAGCAGGCUUUUGACUCCAUGCUGCGUUACAUCUACUAUGGUGAUGUCAACAUGCCUCCAGAGGAUUCCCUCUAUCUGUUUGCAGCACCGUAUUAUUAUGGCUUUUCCAAUAACAGGCUGCAGGCUUACUGUAAGCAAAAUCUGGAGAUGAAUGUCACUGUGGAGAAUGUCUUGCAGAUUCUCGAGGCAGCAGAUAAGACUCAGGCUCUGGACAUGAAGAAGCACUGCCUGCACAUUAUUGUCCACCAGUUCAUCAAGGUAUCCAAGCUCCCCAACCUGCGGUCUCUCAGCCAGCUGCUAUUGUUGGACAUCAUUGAGUCUCUAGCUACACACAUAUCAGACAAACAAUGUGCUGAGAUGGGCUCUGAUAUUUAGGAUGACUCCAAGAAUGAGACCCCCACCCCCCUUCCCUUCAUUUUUGACCUUGCAUGUUUCAGACCCUGUACAAUAGAUGCCAUUUAUCUAGACUGCACCAGGUUCUUUUAUUCUACCCUUUAUCUCAGUCAGCAGAAACCUGAUUCUAGCCUUAAAUUGACAAUGUAAAAAUCUAUAUGUUUAUUAUCCCAUUUAUUUAUUUUGUAUAAACAGAAAAUUGACGGGUUUUUCUCUGCUCAAUAUGUCUCUUGUAUUUUUUAGAAAUACCUACAGGUACCAGUUACUGUAUGUUCAUUUUUAUGACACAAGAAAUCUGUAAGUGCUGUUUUUAAGAUAUUUCCUCACAUUUGUCUUUUCAUUUAAGUACAUGUUGUAUAACAUAAGAUAGAAAAUGUAUCUAAAUCUCCAUUGAUUGCUUGGAUUCUCAAGAAUGACAGAAUCGCAGACUGGAUCAAACAUAAGAAACCAAAGUAAUAAAAUCAUUAGAAUGUGUGAAUCAUUUUGUUGUUAUACAUCUUUUAGUGUUACUAACAACAGCAACGUUUAUGUAUACAACAUAGCAAUGAGAUUCUAAGUAUGGUGUUUUAAAAUGUAUACCUGCAUUGGUUUCAUGCAUUUCAAGCCUUAAUAAAUCUUACUGAAGCAGUCA
Melanotaenia boesemani (Boeseman's rainbowfish) is the source of this 3449-nucleotide messenger RNA. It is a transcript of the gene lztr1, whose product is annotated as leucine-zipper-like transcription regulator 1. NCBI's taxonomy places the organism in Eukaryota, Metazoa, Chordata, Actinopteri, Atheriniformes, Melanotaeniidae. Bases 458 to 2800 code for a protein of 780 amino acids. Gene Ontology annotation, cellular component: Golgi apparatus. Gene Ontology annotation, molecular function: protein binding. The record is from RefSeq and is a predicted model, not a curated record. The transcript is spliced from 19 exons.